This is a messenger RNA of Exophiala aquamarina CBS 119918, 1056 nucleotides long. RefSeq lists its product as uncharacterized. The record is from RefSeq and is a predicted model, not a curated record. The coding region runs from base 1 to 1056 and encodes 351 amino acids. The transcript is spliced from 2 exons. Lineage: Eukaryota; Fungi; Ascomycota; Eurotiomycetes; Chaetothyriales; Herpotrichiellaceae.
AUGGCGUGGGAAGAACCAAGAAAGACUGGGAUGUUAUAUCGCAGAGUGGGCAAUUCAGGCCUCCAUGUCUCCGUCAUUGGCCUGGGGGGUUGGUUGACCUUCGGUGGUCAUGUCGAGGAUGAGAAGACAUUUGCAUGCAUGAAACAAGCAUACGACUGCGGCAUCAACUUCUUCGAUACCGCAGAAAGCUAUGCCGGCGGUCAGUCAGAGAUCGUGAUGGGAAAAGCCAUUCGCAAAUACGGUUGGAACCGAAAUGACUUGGUCAUCAGUACUAAACUGAAUUGGGGUGUGGCGAACGGUGAAGUUUUGGUAAACAAUCACGGCCUAUCGAGGAAGCACAUCAUAGAAGGGCUAAAUGCAUCCUUGCAAAGGCUUGACUUGGACUACGUCGACAUCGUAUACGCCCACCGACCCGAGCGCCUUACGCCUAUGGAGGAAACCGUCCGAGCUUUCAAUCAUGCCAUCCAUCAGGGCUGGGUCUUCUACUGGGGAACUUCGGAAUGGUCUGCCGACGAGAUUAGCGAGGCGUGUGGCAUUGCAAAGAGCUUGGGUCUCAUCGCUCCCAUCGUCGAGCAGCCGCUGUACAACAUCCUUGACCGCAAGAAGGUGGAAGGGGAUUUCCAAAGAUUAUAUCCACGCUGUGGACUUGGGUUGACGACCUUUUCGCCCAUGAAAAUGGGUCUGUUGAGCGGGAAAUACAACGAUUCCAAGUCGAAGCCGCUUCGCGGUUCUCGGUUCUCUGAGAGCAAUGACAAGUUUUCCCAGUCCAUUCGAGAUAGUUAUGGCAAUGACGAGUGGUCCAGAAACAUUGCCAAGGUGACGAGGCUGAAGCCCAUUGCGGACAAUCUUGGUUGCACCAUGCCACAACUAGCGCUUGCAUGGUGUUUAAAAAAUGAAAAUGUCUCGGCCAUCAUCACGGGCGCUUCCUCGCCGGAGCAAAUCGUAGGGAAUGUACAAUGCUUGGGCUUUCUGGAUGACCUCACACCCGUUGUCAUGAAGCAGAUUGAUGAAGCAGUCGGUGAACAUGUCGAGUUGGAUCCAGCGCGACAAGACUAG